Messenger RNA from Schistocerca cancellata (South American locust), 3821 nucleotides. It is a transcript of the gene pug, whose product is annotated as C-1-tetrahydrofolate synthase, cytoplasmic. Gene Ontology annotation, biological process: tetrahydrofolate interconversion. The record is from RefSeq and is a predicted model, not a curated record. Gene Ontology annotation, cellular component: cytosol. Lineage: Eukaryota; Metazoa; Arthropoda; Insecta; Orthoptera; Acrididae. Gene Ontology annotation, molecular function: formate-tetrahydrofolate ligase activity; methenyltetrahydrofolate cyclohydrolase activity; ATP binding. The transcript is spliced from 20 exons. The coding region runs from base 158 to 2980 and encodes 940 amino acids.
CCGUUUGACGUGCUGUGAUAAGAUAGCUUUGCUACCACAGUCUGUAUCCUACAAUUGAAACAGAGUGUGUAGCUUUGCUACCUCAGUCUGUAUCCUACAAUUUAAACAGUGUGUGUACCCCUACGGAGACAGUCGCUCGCUUUUUAAGAUUGCAGCAAUGACUUCAGCAGGUGGAGAUAGUUAUGGAAAUCUUCUCUCAGGGACACAGGUGGCAAAAGAAAUACGAGAGUCAUUGGCAAAAGAUGUAGCAAAUAUAAAGAAGGAAUUACCACAUUUCAAACCAGGACUUGCCAUUGUUCAAGUUGGGGGCCGUGAAGAUUCAAAUGUUUACAUUCGAAUGAAAAUCAAAGCUGCCACAGAAAUUGGAAUAGAAGCUACCCAUAUCAAGCUGCCAAAGAGUAUAACAGAGAUAGAGCUUCUCAAUAAAAUAUCAAAACUGAAUAAUGAUCCAAAUAUACAUGGUAUCAUAGUCCAGAUGCCAUUGGAUUCCGAUAAUCCUAUUGACUCACACCGUGUAACUGAUGCUGUCUCUCCUGACAAGGAUGUUGAUGGGUUGAACACAGUUAAUGAAGGAAAAGUAGCAGUUGGUGAUCUGACUGGUUUCCUGCCAUGCACUCCAAAUGGUGUCAUGGAAUUAAUAAAAAGGAGUGGUGUUACCAUUGCUGGAAGCAAUGCUGUGGUGUUGGGUAGGAGUAAAAUUGUAGGUACCCCAGUGUCGGAGUUACUAAAAUGGCACCAUGCAACAGUAACAGUGUGUCAUUCAAAAACAAAAAGUCUUGAUAAGCUGACUGCCAAUGCUGAUAUUCUAGUGGUAGCUAUUGGUAGAGCUGAAAUGGUGAAAGGAAGUUGGAUUAAACGAGGAGCUGUUGUCAUUGAUUGUGGUAUAAAUGCAAUUCCAGAUCCCACAAAGAAAAACAAUCAGAGACUUGUUGGUGAUGUAGCUUUUGAGGAAGCUAAGCUAGUGGCUUCAUACAUAACUCCAGUUCCUGGAGGUGUCGGGCCAAUGACUGUUGCAAUGCUAAUGAAAAACACUGUCCUUUCUGCACAGAAAGCUGCCAACAAAAUUCUAAAUGUCCAAUGGAAUCUAAGUAUUUUGCCUCUUACAUUAAAGAAACCUGUCCCAAGUGACAUAGAGGUUGCAAGAUCCCAGGAGCCAAAAGAUAUUAGCGACCUAGCAAGAGAAAUAGGUCUGCACCCAUCAGAAGUGGAGCAGUAUGGCCACAAAAAGGCAAAAAUAACACUAGAUGUUUUAAAACGUCUGCAGCAUCAGAAAGAUGGGAAAUACAUUGUGGUUGCUGGUAUCACUCCAACUCCUCUUGGGGAAGGAAAGAGUACGACGACAAUAGGUCUUGUCCAAGCUCUUUCUGGCCAUAAAAAGAAAAAUGCUUUUGCCUGUGUACGGCAGCCUUCACAGGGACCAACAUUUGGAAUUAAAGGUGGUGCUGCAGGUGGUGGAUAUUCUCAAGUUAUUCCCAUGGAAGAAUUUAAUCUCCAUCUGACAGGUGACAUUCAUGCUGUCACUGCAGCUAAUAAUCUUUUGGCAGCUCAAUUGGAUGCAAGAAUGUUUCAUGAAGCAACGCAGAAGGAUGACUCUUUGUACAUUCGGCUGGUUCCACGAGUUAAAGGAUCACGUGCAUUUUCAGAAAUUCAGCUGAGAAGGCUGCAGAGACUGGGAAUUUCAAAGACUGACCCCGAUUCCUUAACACCCGAAGAAAUAAGGAAAUUUGUUCGGCUGGAUAUAGAUCCUGAGACAGUAACGUGGACUAGAGUUAUUGACACAAAUGACAGAUUCCUGAGAAAAAUUACAGUAGGUCAAGCACCAACAGAAAAGGGGCACACUCGGCAAACCGGUUUCUGCAUAUCUGUGGCGAGCGAAAUAAUGGCUAUACUUGCUCUUGCCACUGAUUUGGAGGAUAUGAAGCAAAGAAUAAGUAGAAUUGUUGUUGGUCUUGACAAACAAGGCAAUCCUGUGACUGCUGAUGAUCUGGGAGCAACUGGCGCGAUGACAAUUCUUAUGAAAGAUGCCAUACAUCCAACACUCAUGCAGACACUCGAAGGAACACCUGUAUUAGUUCAUGCUGGCCCAUUUGCUAAUAUUGCACAUGGCUGUUCAUCAGUAGUAGCUGAUAAAAUAGCUCUCAAGCUUGUAGGUCCUAAUGGCUAUGUUGUUACUGAAGCAGGCUUUGGGUCAGAUAUUGGUAUGGAAAAAUUCUUCAACAUAAAAUGCAGAUCGUCCAGAGAUGUUCCUAAUGCAGCUGUGCUAGUCACAUCAGUAAGAGCUCUCAAGAUGCACGGAGGAGGACCAACUGUAACUCCUGGAAUACCACUUGACAAAGUUUAUGUUGAGGAAAAUCUUGACUUGCUGAGAAAAGGUCUGCCAAAUCUGCAGAAGCACAUUAGUAAUGGUCGUAAACAUGGUGUUCCAGUUGUCGUUGCAAUAAACACUUUUGCAACGGAUUCUGAUGCUGAACUCCAACUGCUGAAGGAAGCUAGUUUGGCAAGCGGAGCUUUCAGAGCUGUAGUGUGUAACCACUGGGCCCUUGGUGGUCUGGGAGCACUGGAUUUGGCUGAUGCUGUUGUUGAAGCUUGUGACCAGCCUUCCAGUUUCAGAUUUCUCUAUGAACUGGAUAUCCCACUGGAGGACAAAAUUAAUACUAUUGCUAGGGAAAUGUAUGGUGCUGGAUCGGUAGAGCUGACUCCUGAAGUAAAGGCAAUUCUGGAAAAAUAUGCUAAACAGGGCUACGAUAAACUGCCAUUGUGCAUGGCCAAAACAUCGUUGUCUUUGACUGGAGAUCCAACUGUCAAAGGUGCACCUACUGGCUUUGUUCUUCCUGUAACAGAUGUAUUUGCAUCAGCUGGAGCAGGAUUUGUUGUCCCUGUUGUUGGAGAGAUAUCAAAAAUGCCAGGAUUGGGAACGAGACCAAACAUAUAUGAUAUGGACCUAAACACUGAGACAGGAGAAAUUCAAGGACUGUUUUAAAUGGAGGUGUCAAACUGAAACAUUAAAACAUUGUAUUGCAUUUAUUUUUAGUGACAUCUAAAACUAAUGUUACAUAAUUAUUAUAAAUUUUUAAGACAAUAAUGCUGUAAAAGUGAACUAUUAAACUUUUAUAAGUGGUGAAUGAAAUGUGCCAUAUGAAUUUUGUGAUGUCAGUGCAGCUGUUGUUCUUAACCAGUGCAUUUAUUAUCUCUUGAGAGUCAUUUUUAUAAAAUAUAGGAAUGUUAUACAAUUGCUCAUUAAUGAUAAAAAUCACUGAAACAUAUUUUAAAGUUUUUCUUCGUUUAAACCAAUAACAUUAAAUAUCUUUCAGUUCUUAUGGCAGCCACCUAAGUACCCUGUGAAUGAUAAUUUAACUGUUUUGAUGUAUCUGUAACAAAGUGUAAGCAUCUACCUGCGUGUACUAGUGCAUAGUAAGUGUGGGAGACUUCAAAUAAAUGAAACAGGACUGAGGUUAUUAAUUUUACUUUCCAUGCUCACAUUUCUGUAACUGUUACAUCUGAGUGCUCAAUGUUGUUAUGAUUUUGUAAUACAAGCUAUAAUUAAGUUACAAAAAUAUUUGCUUUAAUGUUGUUAGAAUUUAUGGUGCACGACAAAACAGAAAAUAAAUAUUGUUUUUUAAUAUUCCUGGCAAACUGAAGGAAGAGUACUGAAACUUAACUAUAGACUGAUUUUAUGUUACCUAUUUUUAGCCAGAGUUGUCUGUAUUAUGAAAUAGUACAAUGUGGGAUUAAAGAAGUUUGGAUAUCAAAGAAAAAGUAUUAUCUGCAUAUAACAUACUGUAAAAACAAAAUUUGCUAACCAUUACAGCUACUGCUAUGAA